Molecule: messenger RNA, 1668 nt
Organism: Venustampulla echinocandica
Lineage: Eukaryota; Fungi; Ascomycota; Leotiomycetes; Helotiales; Pleuroascaceae
Exons: 2
Coding region: 1-1668 (555 amino acids)
Biological process (GO): signal transduction
Molecular function (GO): MAP kinase scaffold activity
Source: RefSeq, a predicted model, not a curated record
AUGGCAGCAUCAUCAGUGACAUCUCUCGUCCGAGAAUCUAGCAAUAGCUUAAAGUCAAUCCUCACCUCCCAAGACUUUGGCUCCGAAUACCAGUUGUUGUGUACGGAGCUUUCACUCCAGUUACUGAGGAUCCGUCUUUGGGCAGAAUCAGUCGGGAUUCAUAUCGAUGACCCGGGUCGCGGGGACCAUGGAAUUUUUGAUCGGCCAGAGGUUAAAAAGCCUAUUACCCGAGCUGUGAACAGCAUUGCAGUCAUAUUGAACGAGAUCAAUAUUCUCCGCCGAAAAUAUGAUCUCAAGCCCAAAAAGCAUGCCUCGACAGGCAGUAUUCGAAACCCGUCAAGAUUCCUCCAAAGCUACAAGUCCCGCGAUUCUCUCCCGUCACUCCCGUCGUUCAACCAUGAGAGUCACAAGCCAAGGUCCUUCCUAAGCCUAGCCAAGUGGGCCAUCUCAGAUGCAAGGAAGUUCCAAGAAAAAGUGCGGAACCUUAAAGGUCUCAUCGAUAGCUUAGAAGAUAUAUCUAAAUCGGUAGCCCUCGGUCAAUUUCCGCAAAUACAACAACUUGAUCACACCCAGCCAGACCAGACCCAGACCCAGACAGACGAGAUCCAGGAAUCUUCGGACGAAAGCCCACCACCAUACGCAUCGCCGGCGAGAACGCGGAGGAGGACUAACAGGCCAUCUCAAGCUGCAGCUGCAUUUCAAAUGACUAUCUCGAGGGUAUUUGAGGAGCCAGAGCAAGGAAGCGAUCAACAUAUGGAAACAGCAAUUAACAACCCACCUGGCGAACUACCUGCCGAGCCCGUAGUUCGACGUUCGACAUCGGUCUACGGGCCUCUCUCUGAAAACCUAUUUUCAGAGCAUUACACCGCCCUCAAAACAUAUUUAACCGGAAUUCCUGCCUAUGCUCCUCGUCCAUCCCGAGAAAAGCUGUUUGCCCUAUCGGAAAGCCAACUUCAAGGACUGAGUACUGACAUAUACGACGAUUUACUUCGCCGGCAACAAUACAACGAGAGCGACGAUCAUCUCCAAGAGGACCCGAAUUUUCGUCCCAAACGCAACCAAGCACGGGCAAGACUUGCUACUCUCCGUUCUCUUCGCUUUGGACAUCUAGUAAGCGAUUUAGUCGGGGAGAUGGAGCGAAGAGUGUCAGAUAUCCACAAGCAAUGUGAGCAGCCGAACAAUGAGAACUUACGAGCCCCGGGUCCAUUGCGCAGAUGUCAAAGCGAGGCACAGAAUCGGACAAUGUCAACUCUAUCUCCGAUUAUAGUUCCCAGCUGGGGGAACUUCGAUGACGGCGUACUCCCUCCCACCCCACUAAGGGUCCGGAAAUCAUUCCCCACCAGACCAACAAAUCCAGAAAAGCCGCAGGCCAAUUGCAGCAAUCCGUCUGCUGAAUUCAUAAAGUCUUUCCGCGUCAGCAUGAAUAGCCCAACCUCAGAAGUCCUCCCUGUCGCCAUGGCAAAAUACGGUAUCCAAGGCCGCUGGCAGCAGUAUUCAUUAUAUAUCCGAUGCCCAGACCAGGACCGAUGUCUUGGCUUGGACGAGAAGCCGCUUAUGGUGUUUAAGAAGUUGAAGAAGCAAGGGAAUAAGCCUGUUUUUAUGUUGAAGAAGAGGGAAGCUAAAGCUCCUAUAUUUCAGAGGAUGAGCGGGGGCGCUUUUGAGGUUUAA